Saprolegnia diclina VS20 is the source of this 1609-nucleotide messenger RNA. RefSeq lists its product as hypothetical. NCBI's taxonomy places the organism in Eukaryota, Oomycota, Saprolegniomycetes, Saprolegniales, Saprolegniaceae. The coding region runs from base 433 to 1470 and encodes 345 amino acids. The record is from RefSeq and is a predicted model, not a curated record. The transcript has a single exon.
UCGGGGCUUCGAAUCAUCCCGACCAAGCAAGCCGAGGGCAACUUCAAGGUCGGCUGGCUCCACGCGCGCACUACCGGUACGAGCGAGGUAGACCAAGGAUCUCAAUUCCUAGACAACGCUCUCCUCCUGCGUCCACGACAUGAAAUCGAUCGAUCACUCGUAUGCUCUAGCGGUGGCUUCGGUCGGUCCUUGACCACAGUGCGUCAGGAGUGCCUUCACCAGAUCUGGCAAAUGCAACUGGAUCGACGCUUCGUCACAGCGUUAAAUAACCAAAGCCCACAAAGCGCGUGAAGACAUGGGCUAGUAUUUUUCUCCAACGUGAUUGCUUGUCUGCACCGAUGCCCCGUCGGAAGAGUUCGCCUCUCGACAGCGCUCAAAUCACGAUGCAAAAUGAUUGCCCUUGAAACCGCCACCGUUGGCCGUUGACGCGCCAUGCAUUCGUGCGCCAUCAGCUUGGCGCUCGCAGUACUCGACGCCAUGCCACCAACGCACAUGACACCGCAGCUACGGCGACAGCUCUCAGACGAAGCGCGUCGUCUCUUCCUCGAGGCCCACGAGUCCCCUCCGACAACGUCGUUGCCGCGCGCGUUUCAGGACAUGCGCUGCCACCUCCUCAUCGAAGGCCAAGCGUCGCGGCACUUGCUCGUGCAGCUCGUGGCGUCUGGGAACAGCUACAUGUUUCGACACCACCUCGAAGCCAUUGGCGCCGACCUACUCCUGCUCAUGCACCACGGCGUUGCGACCAAGUGGAUCACGUAUGCGACCGGCGACCACGAGGCUUUGCACGUCUUCUUAUCCGAGCUCGCGCGUCACGACCCACAGAGCUUACUUGCGGAUGUGCAGCAGUUUCUCGACACGAUCGCGUCCCUCGAUGUCCUCGAAAUCGUCGCCGCGAGUGCAAGUGCCGAGCUCCAAGCGACGACUCCAACGCGCAUCUAUCGCGCGACAACGCCGACGACCGCGUACAUGUUUACAUGCGACGCGGCAACGGGCGUCCCGAUCUCCAUCGACGCGGGCGCCGACACGCGCAUUCUUGUGACCUACUACAACCGUCUCGGUGGCGUCGUCGUGCUCCAGCCACCGCGUGGCGUGCCGUCCGACUUGGAGCACAUGAUGGCGUCGGCUCUCGACGCCUUCCACGCGACGUGGUCGCCGAUUGGACAGCGAGAGGCGCAGGAUAUUGUCGACGAGGUAGACCACGACCGUGACGGCUUCAUCGGCCGCCACGACGUCAUUGACCAGCUCUGCGAAGCGUCGUACGGCCUCGAGACAGCUCGGAAAACCGCGUCGGAGAUGACGCGGCUUCUCUGCGGCGGAAACCCCUCGGAAGAAGUCGGCUACGAUGCCUUUCUAGCGUUUUGGCUCGUCAUGCUGGCCGACGGGACCCGUACUAUUGACGACGAGGCUUCCAUGCUUGAAGCAUUACAUCAGCUCUUUCAUGGUCCCCAGCACCGCGUCAUGCGUGUGUAGAUCUCUCACUAUAAUGCGCUAGUGCUCAUAUCUAGCUGUCCAUUGCAUCCCACCCAACAUCCACGGGCAGAGUGUAGCAAUCAUAUCACUUUCUUGCCGAAAUACCUGCAAGGAUCGCAGCCAAAUUUCUUUUGAGCCG